Rotaria sp. Silwood2 is the source of this 321-nucleotide messenger RNA. Lineage: Eukaryota; Metazoa; Rotifera; Eurotatoria; Philodinida; Philodinidae. The record is from the annotation of a GenBank genome assembly.
AUGCAUCUUGAUAAUCAACCAAAUCUUUCGAAAACAGAACAAUUUAAUAUGAUAGCUAAUCAUAUUCAUAUACCAUCUGAUCGUUUAAAACUUAUUAAUAAAGGCAAACGAUAUACAAAAGAGAAUUGGCAAGAUUUAUCUCUUAUAUCAAAUAUGACUUUUUUAAGUAUUGGAGAACAGAAUGAAGAUGAAACAGAUAUAAAUACAAAAGAUAUUGAAUGUAUUAUGCAACAAAUGAAAGUUGAUCGAAAUACAGCUAUUAAAACUUUAAAACAUUGUCCAAAUGUUAUUGAUGCGAUUUUAUAUUUAGGAAAUAAAUAA